This is a messenger RNA of Hyaloscypha bicolor E, 3981 nucleotides long. RefSeq lists its product as uncharacterized. The record is from RefSeq and is a predicted model, not a curated record. Gene Ontology annotation, biological process: arachidonate metabolic process. Gene Ontology annotation, cellular component: membrane. The coding region runs from base 1 to 3981 and encodes 1326 amino acids. The transcript has 9 exons. NCBI's taxonomy places the organism in Eukaryota, Fungi, Ascomycota, Leotiomycetes, Helotiales, Hyaloscyphaceae.
AUGACUUGUCCUUGCGAUGUCUGUCAGAGAAAUGUCAGAACAUGGACUUGCAUUCAAUGCAACAACGAUUCGUUCUGUGAUGACUGUUGGGGAAAAGAGCGAGCACAUCGACCAGGCGCCGUGGGGUUUGAUGGCAAACCUCACGAGAAAACCGAUCGAAAGGUGGUUGAGCGUCUGCGAAUGAUUCUUGAUCCCAAAAGAACUGCGGAGGACAAGAUUAAGGAGCAUCAGAAUGAUGAAGAUACCACUUGGUUCGGUAUUGCUCGCGACUCCGCAAAUCUCCCCAUAUUUCGGGACUAUGAGAGAUAUGCGACAAUCAUGGCUCAAAGUCGCACGAGCCAGAUCAAUGUUCGAUAUCCUCAACUUGUGUCUUUCAUAGGACAAACGGGAGCCGGAAAGAGUACCCUGGUCAAGAUGUUAAUCGAUAACCAAGAAAACGAGAUGAACAUUGCCCACGAGUCGAAAUUCCCUUCGCCAGUAACAGGCGCGACUGGAGAUAACCUCCCAACCUCAGGGGAUGUACACUUAUACUCUGACCCAGCCACUUACUACAGCGCCAAGCCGAUGCUGUAUGCGGAUUGCGAGGGUCUCGAUGGAGGCGAAAAUGUUCCAAGAGGAGCAAGAUAUAAGAUACGUGAUGAUGCUGCUCCGCAGGCUGCGCGAGCUACCAGUGCGAAAAACGAUCCAACAUUCCGUCGUCGAAUCCGUAAGGUCGCUCAUAGCUCACAACGAGAUAUCAUAUGGGCAACCACUCCAGAAACUCGAAAGAGAGAGUAUGCUGUGACAGAGCUCUAUCCUCGUCUACUGUAUACGUUCUCGGAUGUAGUUGUAUUCGUUCUGCGAAACUCAAAGGUCUUCGAAUCGGUAGUGCUAGAGAAACUACUUGAUUGGGCAUCAGCAUCAAUCGAAAGUUCCUUGAAUCAACCGGCACUUCCUCACGUUGUAAUCGCCCUGAAUGCCACCGAACUUACCAUAGAUGACAAGCAAUGGGACAUCGAAGAGGCCACCAGAAUCUUGAUGUCAGACAUCGAAGGUGCGAUUGCACGCGUGCCACGCUUUGCAGAAUACGCCCGGAUAUGGAAUCAAAGGGGUCGCCCAAUCAAAACAACCAAAGAUCUCUUGGAGUGCUACUACUCUUCGGUUACCGUCAUCAGAAUACCGACCCAUGGGCGAUACAUGCUCAUCAAUGAUCAGAUUGGAAAAUUGCACACCGAGAUCAAGAGGUGCUGCGAGCUUUCACACUGGACGAAAAAACGAGUUCGAAUGAUAUCCACCGAUGAAAAGCUGCAAGUUUUUCUUCAAUCCGCUUUCGACCACUUCUCUCAGAAUCUCAACGUCCCAUUCGACUUUGUCAAGGAAGCAGUCAAGAACAACCCAAUACCACGUGACAUCGGAGGCAACAUUUUGAAACUCGCCAUCGCUGUUAGAGAGCACAAUCAUUUUGCUGACCCAUACGAUGGAGCCAAGAUAUUUUCCGAGCUUAGCAACAUGGUGGCCUCGUGCUUGAUGCUCACUUCUGCGCGUCAGAGUUUUCUAGGUUCAACAGAGCAGUUGCUAGAUGAUUUCUACGCCGAGCUUUGCGAGGAUGCCUUAUUUAACUUUUGCAACAUGUACUGGCCAUGUUCCUACAGGAAUCAGUAUGGCAAAUGCUGUAACAUGAAGUCCGGCCACAAUCCCAAAGGCCACCAGAACAGCGCCGGCAAAAUCAUUGGGGCAGGUGGAUAUCAGUCUGAUUUCGUGUUCGAUGAUUACGCUGAUCGAUUCAUCGAUGAGAUUCGGGCUAACCUCAAGAAAAUUCAACAAGAAGUCUACGACCUGACAUUCAGACGAAAGAGGCUCACAGAAGAAGAAGCUGCGUCAGAAGUUCACAGACAGUACAUGAACCUGUUCUAUCAAAAUGUCGGCGAUGUGUACCAUUUUGUCAGUCACUCAACAUGCUUUUCAUGCCUGAGAGAGCUCCCGGAACAUCCCCUUCCCUGUGGUCACGUUCUUUGUACGCCCUGCGUCAAAGCAUAUGGCCAGCAAUACGAAAAGACGGUAAUAAAACUGGACUCUUGUCCUCUACACCUCGUCGAAACGGAAUUUCUGAACGAUUUCCCUUGGAGGAUCAAGGUCAAACCCUUGCACGCGGGGACACGGAUUCUCAGUCUUGAUGGGGGUGGAUGUCGCGGCAUCGUUGAGCUAGAAGUCUUACGAGCCAUCGAAAAGGCACUUGGCGGCGAGUUGCCCAUUCAGGCAUUUUUCGAUCUGAUUGUGGGCACUAGCACCGGUGGUAUCAUUGCGUUGGGCCUUGGAGUCGAGAAUUGGUCUGUUGAGGAGUGCAUCAACAAAUUCACUGGCUUAUGUGGGCAAGCAUUCGUCCCACGAGAAUUCAUCAACAUUCCUGUAAUUGGUCUUCUUACAACAGCGAACCAUGGCAGCAGAUAUAAAACGAAGCCUCUUGAGGCUGCAUUGCAGGCUUCUUUCCAAGACCGCCCACUGUUUGGUGGUUCCAGCCAGGAGGGGCACAUGAUCAAAGUGGCGGUCACGUCCACGACAGUACUCGAUCAGCAGCCAAUCCUCCUUGCAAACUAUAAUCGACCAGACCAGAGAGAUCCACGAGAUUAUCGUAAUGCCCGAGCUACCUCCGCUGCUCCCCCCUACUUCAAGAACUUCAUCAAAAACGAGACCAAGAACGGUUAUAUUGAUGGUGCACUUUACCACAACAACCCUGUGAAGAUUGCUCAUCAAGAGAGGAUGUUAAUCUGGAAGGACGUCAGCAAUAGAGAGCCUGAUAUCUUUCUUUCAAUUGGAACGGGUCACCAUGGCCGUGCAGAGGAUCCAAGUUCGCCUUCCAAAGGGAGUGGCCUCAUCCGGCGGAAGGAAUUGAAUCGCUCCAGGAAAGAGGAACCCAUGCCAACACCCAAUGUGCCGGUGCCAACAGUUCGAAAUUUUACGGCCCUAGGUCAGCUGUGGAACACAGCCACUUCAGUUUUCGACAAUAUUCUGAACUGUACAAAGAUCUGGAACGAUUUCCGUGUCGACUUCUCCCGGCAGCGAUACAUUCGACUCAAUCCUGAUCUCGGCUUUCCAGUUCCGAAACUGGAUGACGUGGAGAGAAUGCCUGAUGUACAGAAGGCCGCAUAUGAGCAAAUUCACACGAAUGCUCGUGUCAAAGAGAUCGCUCAUCGUUUGAUCGCCAGCACUUUCUUCUUCGAAAAGACAGAAGCUUCGACCAAGGAACGAGAAGGAGGCUACGACACACUCGUGAUACAAUUCUCUAAUACUUUCGUUGUAGGAUUUUUGUUUUGCCGGUUUCAUAUCGGCACAGAGGAGACAAAAGCCCUGGGUCGGUACUUGGUGAAAUGCUUCAAAGGCAACUUUGAGCCAUAUUUCGUCAUCGAAGAUUCUCAAAACUGGGACACCGUCCAGAAACUACCUAUUACCGAAGAGAUUGUUAAAGACAUGGUUUUGAAAGGACGUUUCAUAAUGGACCGAGUUCAAAUCGUUGUUGUAAAGCAACUCGCCGAAAUAUCAAUAUCGCUUUGUCUCCAGGAUGACGGAUACCCCUUUGCUUCGAACUCGCAUCUACCCAUUAGCGGAUUUCCGAGAACACUGAUGAUUGAAGAUAUCCCACAACGUAACGGUUCGCUCAAAGCACCAGCCCGCCGUCGGCGCAGACACGCGGCCAAGCCCCAAUCAGCCAACACCUCACCAGAAGCAUCCGCCAAUGCUUCCCUCCGAAGAGUUAAGUCUUCAUCAAACCUCAGGGAAGGAUCGUCGUCUUCAACUGCCUUCCCAGCGUCUCCUGAUGAUGUUGCCCAGUGGACCCAACGUCGUCGAAACUCUAUCGAUCAGCUAGCCCAGGAGGGAUUCUUUGAGCUUGAUGAUACUAGUCCGGCUCUGGCGCCAUCAGAGAUGACCUCUGAUGAUGCUUUCACAGUCAGAGGUGUGAGAGCUCAGCCGCCGAGAAGAAGGAGUAUGUUCCGACUUGUGGUCUAG